This is a messenger RNA of Wasmannia auropunctata (little fire ant), 1756 nucleotides long. Its product is annotated as TBC1 domain family member 19. Lineage: Eukaryota; Metazoa; Arthropoda; Insecta; Hymenoptera; Formicidae. The transcript is spliced from 11 exons. The coding region runs from base 17 to 1615 and encodes 532 amino acids. The record is from RefSeq and is a predicted model, not a curated record.
GGCUCCGCGUAAAAGAAUGGACGAGGGGGCUCGGGGGACCGCGGAGAGCGCGAGUUCGCUCGACAAGACGGCGCGGAGGCUCACCGACGACAUACAGAGUAUGUCGAAUUACAGGGCGCUCUACAGCGAGAUACAAAGACUCGUCGCGUCGUCCGCCGUGGACAAGGACGAUUUCAAGAACUCGCUGGUCACGGCACUCAAGGACAAUGGCCUGGAGACCGAGAUCAGGAACACGGUGUUUCACUGGGCGCGAUCGCGGGGCUCGCUGCAUUCUCGGUCAGUUUCGCACAUACAAGCAGCCGACCUGAGCUACCUGAAGAAGACUCAGAUUCAGUGGGAACGACGAAUACAGAAGUCAUUGAACUCGACAUGCGGCGAAUUGAACAUUCCACUGGCUCGUAUUAGACCCACCGCCGACAGGGACGAGCUGGCUGAAAAGUGGAACGAGUUGAGCACUUACGACAUUGAUUUAUCACAAUACCGGCCGCUUUACGCGCCGAAGGACUUCCUGGAUGUAUUGUUCUCCAUACGCGAUCCUUCAUUCAAAAAGCAGCCAGAUGAAUUAAACUGGGAUUUCAGUCACAUACAAAUUAGUGUAAAAACGCUCGCGCAAUUGAGGCGUAUGUAUUCGGAAUUAGCACAGGGAGUGCCCUUGCUGGGGAUCAAUUCCGAUAUGCCGGCCACGGAAAAUUUCCCAAAUUUGGAAGCCGAGCGAACGCACAUCGGCGAAAAGGUGUUGAACUCGAAUCAUGCCCCGAUUGCUCAGGAAUUUCUUAAGAGAGGAUCCCCUCGAGCGUUGCGCGGUCGUAUUUGGUCACUCGUUCUCGGAUCUGUUAUCAAAGAUAAUGAUAUAGAAUAUUAUGAGGAAUUGAAAAAUAUGGUUUUGCAAUACGAUAUUGUGGUAGACAAGCUGAUAAUAAUGGAUGUACAAUUAACGGCGAGAAACGACGAUCAGUACUUUGUAUUCGAAGACGUUUUGUACAAGACAAUGUUGUGCUUCUCGAGAGAUUCCGAGAUACUCGCGCCGGUCACAACUGACCGCAGUGCCGGGGGUCAAGUGAUCCACGCGGUUCUGCAGGGCAAACCAGCGACGCUGGAAAACACCCUGGUCUUUCCACCAAGUGGUGUCAUUCCGUUCCACGGAUUUACAAUGUACGCUACGCCAUUCUGUUAUUUAUAUGACGAUCCCUGCGCUAUGUAUUAUACUUUCCGUGCGUUCUACUUGAGGUACUGGUUUCGUUUGCACACUGUAUCGAGCCACGAGCAAGGUGUAGUUGCCCUCUGCUUACUCUUCGAACGAUUGCUGCAAUGCCACGAACCGCAGUUGUGGACCCAUUUCAAAAAUAUACACAUUCAGCCCAUAAAAAUAGUUUUCAAAUGGCUUAUGAGAGGCUUCAGUGGUCAUUUACCGCCCGAACAACUAUUGUACCUUUGGGACUUAAUUCUCGGCUACGACUCGUUAGAAAUUAUUCCACUACUGGCGGUGACGAUAUUGAGUUUUCGAAAAGAAAACUUACUGCAAGUUAAUACCCAACAGAAUGUAGAGGCUGUAUUAGCAGACUUAUCCUCGCUAAAAGUAAUGCCCUUACUGCAGCUGGCUCUCCUAAAAGAAUAAUAUUACUUAUACAUGAAAUUAUAUAAUUACGAGAUUUGUAAACUUUUCUUUAGGUUUGUAUCACUCCUCUCUCUGAUCCUACUUAUAUAUACAUUAUACUCCGUAAUUUUAUUCGUGAAAAUACAUCGAUGUCGAAGAAUA